Molecule: messenger RNA, 1113 nt
Organism: Grosmannia clavigera kw1407
Lineage: Eukaryota; Fungi; Ascomycota; Sordariomycetes; Ophiostomatales; Ophiostomataceae
Product: O-sialoglycoprotein endopeptidase
Exons: 1
Coding region: 1-1113 (370 amino acids)
Biological process (GO): tRNA threonylcarbamoyladenosine modification
Cellular component (GO): EKC/KEOPS complex; cytoplasm
Source: RefSeq, a predicted model, not a curated record
AUGUCCCCCAAGCUGGACCCCCAGCGGCGGUACCGCAUUGCCGUCGGCUGCGAGGGCUCGGCCAACAAGCUGGGCGUCGGCGUGGUAGCGCAUGCAGUCGGAGCCCGCGAUGGCGAUGCCGAUGCCGUGGUGGUGCUGGCCAACGUGCGCGACACCUUUUCGAGUCCGCCGGGGACGGGCUUUCUGCCGCGCGAGACGGCCGCGCAUCACCGGCAGGCGUUUGUGCGGGUGGCACAGCAGGCGCUGAAGGACGCAGGGAUUCGGCCGGCAGCCGUCGACUGCGUCUGCUUCACGCAGGGUCCCGGCAUGGGAGCGCCGCUGGCCGCUGUCGCUGUGGCUGCCCGCACGCUCGCGCUGCUCUGGCAGCGGCCUCUCGUGGGCGUCAACCACUGUGUCGGCCACAUCGAGAUGGGCCGUGCCGUCACCGGUGCUCGCAAUCCCGUCGUGCUGUACGUCUCGGGCGGCAACUCGCAGGUGAUCGCCUAUGCCGGCCGUCGCUAUCGCAUCUUUGGCGAGACCCUCGACACGGCCGUCGGCAACUGCCUCGAUCGGUUCGCUCGCACGCUGCGCCUGUCCAAUGAGCCGGCUCCGGGCUACAACAUCGAACAGCUCGCCAAGGGCCCCUUUCCUGAUGGCCGCAAACCCCUCUUGCUCGACCUUCCCUACGCUGUCAAGGGCAUGGACUGCUCCUUCUCUGGCGUCCUCACCCGCGCCGAUGAGUGGGCUGCCCAUAUGCUCGCCGGCAAGCCCGCACCCGACGGCCACACCACCAUCACCCCUGCCGACCUCUGCUUCAGCCUCCAGGAAACCGUGUUCGCCAUGCUCGUCGAGAUCACCGAGCGCGCCAUGGCCCAUGUCGGCAGCUCCCAGGUCCUCAUCGUCGGUGGCGUCGGCUGCAACGAACGCCUGCAGCAGAUGAUGGGCCAGAUGGCCGCCGACCGUGGCGGCUCUGUCUUCGCCACCGACGAGCGCUUCUGCAUCGACAACGGCAUCAUGAUCGCCCACGCCGGCCUCCUUGCCCACGAGUCCGGCUUCGAGACCGCUCUCCAGGAUAGCUCUUGCACCCAGCGCUUUCGCACCGACGAGGUGCUCGUCACCUGGAGGGACGACUGA